AUGGCUUCUCAAUGGCGGAGAGACAACGACGAUGGUCCUACUGAUCGGUCCCCACACUUUUUCAAGAUUAUUCUGCCGAAUGCUGUUCAGGAAGGAAAGCUUCGGAUUCCAGAUAAGUUCGUGCAGAAAUUUGGAGUGGACCUGUCAGAUAUGGCCUUUCUCACUAUUCCAAAUAGUAGAAAAUGGAAAGUCAAGUUGACACAACAUGCUAGGGGGGUUUGGUUUCAAAAUGAAAUAGACUAUACUUUAGACGACGAACUCCAAGUUCAUAGGAUCGAAGAUGAUGAGAGUGAUGACAGCUCUGUUGAAAUCAUCAAACACUUUUAUAAGGGAGAGGGUUCAGCCCAUCCUAAGAAAGACGGUGGUGUAGCUAAAAAUCUUGUUAUAGCCAAUGCUUUUAAAUCAGAAAAUCCCCUUUUCACUGUUAUCAUGCUUCCAUCCUACGUUAAUGGCAAGGAUCGUGCGAGUUUACCCCAAGACAUUAUCAACUACUUACCGAGAGACGGGUUUACCAAGGACUACACCAAAGCAAGUAUACUCCCUGUCAAGCUCCAGAUUGUGGACCGAUUAUGGCCUGUGAAGCUAUAUAUUUAUGAACGAAGUGGGGGUUCAUCAUGUGUCGUAUCAGCUGGUUGGUCUGCAUUUGUGAGGGAAAAUAGUUUGCAAGUAGCAGAUGUUUGCAUAUUUGAGCUGAUUAUGAGGGACAGUGUUGUGUUAAACGUCCACAUUUUCAAGUGCCAAGACUAA
Messenger RNA from Quercus lobata, 747 nucleotides. Its product is annotated as B3 domain-containing transcription factor VRN1-like. Bases 1 to 747 code for a protein of 248 amino acids. NCBI's taxonomy places the organism in Eukaryota, Viridiplantae, Streptophyta, Magnoliopsida, Fagales, Fagaceae. The transcript has 5 exons. Gene Ontology annotation, molecular function: DNA binding. The record is from RefSeq and is a predicted model, not a curated record.